Cimex lectularius (bed bug) is the source of this 525-nucleotide messenger RNA. RefSeq lists its product as uncharacterized. The coding region runs from base 1 to 525 and encodes 174 amino acids. The record is from RefSeq and is a predicted model, not a curated record. The transcript has a single exon. NCBI's taxonomy places the organism in Eukaryota, Metazoa, Arthropoda, Insecta, Hemiptera, Cimicidae.
AUGACCAAAUGGUACCUGAGAGCGAUAAAAUCGGGGAAAACACCCGAAGAAGCAAGAAAAUUGGCCGACGAAAGAAAGGCUAAAAUUCAAAAAGAGAAACUGGAGGUACAAUCAUCCAGCAAGAGAGCAAUCUCUUACCCCCAAAGAACUAAGGAUAGACAAGACGGCAAAGCCAUCCAUCCUCAGGCGCUUUUUAGAGCCAGGGAGGCUGCUCCAAGCGUAAGCUAUGCCGGAGCAGCAAAGAUCAUAAGAGUGGCUUUGCUACCGGAGGAAUACCCUCUGGUAACAUUAACAACGGAAGAGCUGACCCAUCUAGAGGAAACCCUCAUUGAAGAAAUCUUAAAAGGAUGGGAAGCCAAAAUACAGUUUGAAGGCAUACACAUCAGGCCGGAUAUGAUGGCCUUAGACUGUCAAGACGGCAAAACUGUACAAUGGCUACAGGAAAUAGCCCCUAAACUAGAGCUAAGCAAACGAACGAAACUGACAGUGAGGGUAGGGGAGGCUUUCCCAAACCUCACUCAAUAG